AUUUCCGUAUUAAUAGUCGUGCUUAUUUAUUCUAGUAGAGGAAUGGCGAACAUCUGCAAUAUAUAUGUAAAUAUUAUUUAACUGUAUUACGACUGUUAAACGGUGUUAAUGGAGAAAAACUAAAUACGUUGAAAAGAAAAGUACAAAGUAAAACGUACGUAUGUAAGGACAAAUAAAAACUCAUAGUUAAAUUGAAAUAUAAUAUUUGCAAAUAUUAAUAAAAAAUGUGCUACUUACUUGGAAAACGCAAGCCUUAAAACCAUCGUUAAAUUUCUAAGGCCUUAAAAACACUUUUUGAAUAUUAAAAGUACAAGUAAACAGAAACGCAAUAAUACAACAAAAAUGCUUAGUCUUUGUCUGCUGUUUUCGCUCUUUGUCUUCUUAUUCGUAAUAGUUUUUCGUAAGUACCGUUUGUUCAAAAUUGGUUUGCCCUUCUUUCUAUGGCAGUAAAAAAUAUAGCACCAGACAAUGUAAAAAAACAUAAAUGUACUCACUAGAGUAUUUAUUGGUUAAUAGAAAAUAAGUUUUGCACGUUUCGUAAAAAGCGUUCUGUAGUUAUCAGGUUCCAAGUCAAUGGCAUAAAUAUAUGUAAAUGGAAAAAAAUUCCGAAAAAUUGUGGGUCAACCCUAUAAUCUAAAAAUAAAGUUAUCGGAUCACAGCUGUUAUCGAAGCAUCAUAUAUCUAUUGUAAUGCUUUAAAAAUUUAAAAUUUAUAGUAAAUAAGCAAAACAAAAAUGGAUUAUUCUUUAGAGGACGGUAAAUGGAGUGAUCCGUUCGAUGAACUUUUGGACUCUAGAACGAAACUACGUAAAAUGAAUAUUGUAACACAAUCUGUUAGAGUACCCCAUAACAUUGACUCCAGUGUUGAAAAUAGCAGCUUCAUAGAAAUAAAGGAAACCAUUCAUGAAGACAAACCUUUGACUUGUGAAGAUUGCUUUAUAAAAGUGCAUUGUCCCAGUGAUUCUAUAUCAACUCCUUGCGACAAACGAUUAGGCGCAGUAUUAUUUAAUUGCGGCCUCUCUCCAAUAACUCGCUUGAAACUUGAAGGUUUUGAGGGCAGCAGUGACACUGAUACUAAAGACGCAAAUAUUAAUGUAAAUGUCGAGAAUCCAUUUCUAAACAUAAAUGCCAGCCCAAAUAUGUGUUCUAAUUUCGGGAAAAGACAGUUAAGUAAAUCAUAUAAGAUGGUUACUGUUGUGCACCCUUCUUCGAUUGUAUUAAAACCGGGAAAGUGGCGAAAAUCGCUGAACAAUUUUAUCCGAACUAAAAUAACUGAAAUAAAUUUCAACAAAAAAGUAGAACGAAGCUCAAUAUGUCAGGAUCGAAAAUCUUUAGUUUUAAAAGGCGAACACAAAUUUAAAAAUAAAUGUGAAGAAGAAGUUCUGAAAUAUUGCGAUCAGUCUAUACCACUUCCGUUUAAUGAUGCAUAUGAACAAAAUAAAUUGUUGAAUUCUAUUAAAAUAGGUGAAGGGGCUUAUGGAGAAGUAUUUCUUUGUUCAAAAAAUCAAAACAGAUUAGAAAAACACAUCUCCAAUAUAGUUUUAAAGAUUAUACCUUUAGAGGGUUCUACUGAAAUUAAUGGAGAAAAGCAAAAAUCAUUCAGUCAAAUUUUACCAGAAAUAAUUAUUACUACAAAAAUGAGCAGCCUUCAAACAAACAAAAUUAAUUCUACGGAUGGAUUUGUAAGCAUACACAAGGUAAUCUUUGUAGUGUUUUAAGCUUACUUUCAUAAAAAUAUGUUUAACUAGAAAUAUCACAUUGUUUUAAAAAAAAACUAUAUUUAUUUAUACAGUGCAAGGGCUUUGGGUUGCAUAUAAAUUGAUAUAUCUUAUGAGUAUUUGAUUUCUAACAUUUACUGAGUCUAAAAACAUUCUAUAAUUACCGAUGUAUUUCAGUAUUUGUAUAUUGAAUAUAGAUUUUAUAUCUUUUAAAUUAUUAUAAUUUUAGCAUUUUUGAGCAACUAUAGGAAAUUUGUGAUCGCAGGUUAUAAAAGAUUAUGCAUUCGUUUGCAUUGUGUUUAAUAGGUGUACAUAUCUGAGUUAUUGCAAAAUUGGAAUUGCUUCGAUGGUGCUUGCCAGAAUUUGUUCGGUUGGAUCAAUCUCAUGAGAUUUGUUCGCUCGAUUUGCAAGAGAGAACGCUAUGGACGAGUUUCUUUAAUAUCAGAUACCCGUUACUCACCUAGUGAGAGUGCGAACGAGAAAGCUCAAUCUUUUUGGCAUGUUUAUAAUAAGAAAAAUAAGUUCAAGGGGCACUUGCAAAAAACAUGGUUCGGUUCUUUUGUAAUACUGGGUGCGUGUCUUAACUCCGGCCUUUUUAAAACGAAGGCUGUCCACAGACUUCUUCUUGGGUUUAUAGUCAGUUAAUAUCCCAUUUCCAGUUCCAAAUGUUUUCCAAAUGGCAAAGCCCUUACAUACCGGACAACCAAGGUACUGGCCUACUGACCCCGUUAGAAUUCCUGAUCUCUUGGACCUUGGCGUAAGCAAAGGUAUUGACCCUACCAAAAUAUCCACAUCUGCCUGCUACGACCUGUGUUCGGAUCAUAGCAUUGUCAAGAUCCUCUUAAAAAGUUCGUACAUAAGGACCUCACCCGCAGUGAAGCUUAUAAGGCGCAACACAAAGAUCAGCAAUUACCAAAGCUGCCUAAAUUGCCUAAAGUCAGUUGCAGCGGCUGCUGCAACUGUGGAAUGAGGCAUCAUACGCUGCUCCAUCUAGAUGGUCCGCCUUCCUCGCAGCCAGAUGUUCCGAUGUGUUCAAGUUCCCACACUGAGCCUUCCGCCCCACUCGAGGUUGUCUGGCUCCAUCACUGGAAUCGUGGAUUCCAAUUUCGCGAUUGAUGGAUUCUCGGUAGGAAUUGCGAUGCGGUCUGUCACUUUAAAUAUCUCAACGGGCAUAACAGCAGUUAUCGCUCCCAAUAUCACGGAACGCCGGCCAAGCUUUAAUGUGGACAUUGGGGACUGGAUGAUUCCAAAAAAAGUGCAGCUCGCCGAGCCGGAAUUUAUAAAGCUCAUCGUGUUGCCCUGUUAAUAGGAGCUAGCCUGUUUUAUGAGUUCCUCUGCGUAGGUCAGAUAAAGUUGUUGCCAGGACUGCCACUGCUUAAAAAAACUCGUCUGGGCUUGGUUAUGUCUGAAAGCUGCGCGCGCCCGUGCGGUAGCGCCUUAAUAGCGUCACGAGUUCCUUCUCUAGUCAGCGAGGAAAACAUGGUGUUGGACCUGAUUCGCUUCUGCAGCGCUUUUAGGAGGUAGAAACUUGUCCCGGCCUUAUAGUUGAAGUCACGAAGUCGUCACUCUGGGACCCGCCUAUCUUAUGGAGCCUGAAUGAGAUUGGCCACCAGCUGUUUGUCCUAAGAAACCGGUGCUUGAACAUCGUCGAAGUGUGUUCAUCGUAAAGUCGCCGUACGUAAAUGUAAGUGCAAGAUUCAAAUUUGCAAAUUCAUACCCCUCAAUGCAACGAGCGUUUGCAUACAUUUACAAAUUUUGUAAUGGGAUUCGUCAUCCUGGGCUCACCGUCGCACACAUUCAAGAGGGUACUCAGAUGAUGCUGCGUUUGAUGCAGCGCGCGCAGUUAUGGCAGGACAUGCAGUCCCUAAAAACGCUAGGAAGAGUUUCCUUGUCUAGUCCCAUAUCAUCGCGUUCGCCGUUCCUGGACGAAUUUGGACUUCUUAGAGUAGGCGGUCGCCUCCGGAAUUCGUCAUUGGACUUUGAUGGCCGCCAUCCGAAAAUCCUUCCAAGGUCCCAUUCUUGGCUGUCUAUCCCGCCAAUUGUUACUUCAUCGUUUUUCGGCAAAGACUUAACUUGUGCAUUCGUUAUAGCUCUUGGUCGGCCCUAGCUGCCAGUAUAAUUAACAAAAUAAACUGUAUCUGAAAAAAGACAAAACUUUCUUCAGCUACUUAUUUCUCGCAACAGUUAAGUGUUGAAAAAGCUUAAUAGCUAAACAGUAUCAAUAGACGUUUUGGUUUAUUUUUCUCCUAGUUAAGGAAAGGCAAGAAUCUGCAAGACACGGAUAAAAUAUAACAGUAUUAGAAAUAAUGAAUAGCUAACAACCAUUAUAAAACUUAAAAUACAAAUUUGCUACUUACAUAAUCAUGAUUAAAUAUUUGUAAAUGUUAUUGAUAAUUAUUUGAAUUAAUAAUUAUACUUAAUUGCAAAAUACAAACCCGAAUCUGAAAGCCGUCACUAUUUGACGCCCUUGAAGAUCAUAAAUUAAAACUGCAAGUGAUCAAAAACAAUAAAACAAAAACAAGAGAGAACGCUAUAGUCGAGUUCCCCGACUAUCUGAUACCCGUUACUCAACUAGUAGAAGUGCGAAGAAGGGUCUUCAAC
Molecule: messenger RNA, 4318 nt
Organism: Drosophila yakuba
Lineage: Eukaryota; Metazoa; Arthropoda; Insecta; Diptera; Drosophilidae
Product: serine/threonine-protein kinase haspin homolog
Exons: 3
Coding region: 734-1717 (327 amino acids)
Biological process (GO): mitotic cell cycle; intracellular signal transduction
Cellular component (GO): cytoplasm; nucleus
Molecular function (GO): histone H3T3 kinase activity; ATP binding
Source: RefSeq, a predicted model, not a curated record